GCACCGGGCGGGCACCGGCACCCAGCGCCCCGCCGAUGCGCCGGGCCCCCGCCGAGCCCUGCGCGCCCGCUGGCUGAGGAGCGAGGCGACACCUGCGUCAGACCGCCGGCGCUGACGUCACGGGGUGCGCGCGUGACGUCACCGCGGGCCUGAGAGGGUGCAAAGGCUGUGAUGAAGAACCAGGGAGUGGAGACCAAAGCAGCUCCACGUCCUUCCAGAACGAGCAGCGGGAUGGGGCUGGAAGAGGGAGACUCACCAGAGGCUGCAGCUCCCCCAGAAGCUCCCCUGACUCAGGAGGAUCCCAAAUCCUCCCGCGACGUCUCCGAGGAGCUGAGCCGGCAGCUGGAGGAUAUCCUGAACACCUACUGUGUGGAUGCCAGCCAGGAGAACCCGGGCGAGGACGGGGGGCAGGGGGAUGCCCCCGAGCCCGAGGAGCCCGAGAAGGGCCGCAGUGAAUCCCCCAGGAACGGGGAGCAGGAGCCAGGCGGCCCCGAGCUGAACGGGGAGAAGGAGAACUCCAAGGGAAGCGAGGAAUUCCGGCCCGGAGAGGAGGCUGGAGACAGGGAUCAGAAGAAAGCUCAGGAGAAGAAGAAAGCCAAGGGCUUAGGCAAGGAAAUCACUUUGCUGAUGCAGACCCUGAACACCCUGAGCACAUCAGAGGAGAAGCUGGCAGCUCUCUGCAAGAAAUACGCUGAGCUGCUGGAGGAGCACCGCAACUCGCAGAAGCAGAUGAAGAUCCUGCAGAAGAAGCAGAGCCAGCUGGUGCAGGAGAAGGAUCACCUGCAGAGCGAGCACAGCAAGGCCAUCCUGGCCCGCAGCAAGCUGGAGAGCCUGUGCCGGGAGCUGCAGAGGCACAACCGCACCCUCAAGGAGGAGGGCGUGCAGCGUGCCAGGGAGGAGGAGGAGAAGAGGAAGGAGGUGACCUCGCACUUCCAGGUGACGCUGAACGACAUCCAGCUGCAGAUGGAGCAGCACAACGAGCGCAAUUCCAAGCUGCGCCAGGAGAACAUGGAGCUGGCAGAGAGGCUCAAGAAGCUCAUCGAGCAGUACGAGCUGCGGGAGGAGCACAUUGACAAGGUGUUCAAGCACAAGGAGCUGCAGCAGCAGCUGGUGGAUGCCAAACUGCAGCAGGCCCAGGAGAUGCUGAAGGAGGCAGAGGAGAGGCACCAGCGGGAGAAGGAUUUUCUGCUGAAGGAAGCUGUGGAAUCACAGAGGAUGUGUGAGCUGAUGAAGCAGCAGGAGACCCACCUCAAGCAGCAGCUGGCUCUGUACACAGAGAAGUUUGAGGAGUUCCAGAACACCCUUUCCAAAAGCAGUGAAGUGUUCACAACGUUCAAACAGGAGAUGGAGAAGAUGACCAAGAAGAUCAAGAAGCUGGAGAAGGAGACCACCAUGUACCGCUCCCGCUGGGAGAGCAGCAACAAAGCCCUCCUGGAGAUGGCAGAAGAGAAAACGCUGCGGGACAAGGAGCUGGAGGGGCUGCAGGUGAAGAUCCAGCGCCUGGAGAAGCUGUGCCGGGCGCUGCAGACGGAGCGCAACGACCUCAACAAGAAGGUGCAGGACCUGUGUGCCCACACGGACCUGCUGGAGCCUCUGAAGGAGCCACCCCGGGACAGCUCCGAGGCAGCUCCGGAUUCCCUGAGCUCGGGGAAGGCCACGCCCAGCCCGGAUCCCGCGGCAAUCCCGGCAAUCCCGGCAGAACUGAGCGCGGGGCAGAGCGGGACCGAGGAGGGCACUCGGGGCACUGACUGAGCCCCGGGCAGCACACACAGGUGGGGUGAGGGAGGGUGACCUGGGAGCUGCUUUAGAUUCCAUUCUCCUUGUCCUGGUGGGAAAGGACAGGGCACGGCCCUCCUGGGGAUGUGAGAUUUCCUAGUGUAGGUUUUUUUAAGAUUUUAUACAUAUAUAUAUAUAUAUACAUAUAUACAUAUACAUAUAUAUAUAUAUAUAUAUAUAUCUAUAUAUAAGAUAUAAAAAAAUGUGCAGGGCAACACUUUAUGGAUAUCCAUAAGAAGCAGAAGGGCCCAGCUCCCUGCCUGUGUGAAUAUUGAAAAUAUGGAGCCUCCACUGAUCGUCCCUCUCGCUGAAGGACCCUGUCGCUGGCAGGCUCGGGAGAGCAGAGCCAGGGAUCUGUGCCCCUGCACAGCUACAAGGGACACCUCCAUCAUCACAAGGACUCCACCCUGGAGUGACAGCAGAGCUGGGAGAAUUCCAGAGCAUUCCCAGUGCUGGAUUCUCCCUCUUCCCUCUGCCAGGCAGGAGGGAGCUCCCAGACUGGCUCUUGCUGGCAGCUCGUGUGCGAGCUGAGGGCGCAAGAGGCCGUUCCCCCGCUCUCUGUGGGUUCUGUGUCUGCAACGGGGACGAGGAGAAGCAGGAAAGGGGGUGCCUGGUCCCACCCUCGGGAAUUUUUGCUCUUCCCAGGCCCUGCCAAUCUCAAAACCGCCUUACAAUUCACAGUUGCCUCUUUGCUGAACGCACACGUGCACAAAGUGUAUUAAACAGUUAACCCAAAGGUCUAAUUCCCAAGUGUUUUGCAUCGUUGUGCACAGGGACUGGGGAGGUGCCCCCGAGCCCCUCUGCCCCAGCCCUGGAGGCAUCCACGGAGCUGGGACUCCAGGAGGAUCAAAGCUCAGAGCUGUGUGUGCUCCUCGAGCUGCUGCUCCAGGCAGGAUCAGCUCCUGGGGCUGCUCCUUCCACCCCCCCGGCCUGGGGGUGCCUGUGCUGUCCCAGCCCCACUUUUCCUUUCCCUCUCUGCUUGGAAGAGCAUCUCCCCAGUGCUGCCUCACCCCGCGGGGCCUGGAUGUGCUGGGAGGGAGUUUAGGGACAGACGUGGGACCUGCUGGCACCAGGUUUUGGAAUUUUCCUUGGUUUGUCAAGACUUUGUCUUUUUGCUGUUCUUUUGGAAGACUCGACUCGCUUCAAAGCUCGCCGCAGCUUCUCUUUGUGACAGACUUGAUUCCCAGCAUUGCCUUCCUUGUGCUGGAAGCUGAUCCCCACCGUGGACGUACCCAGUGGAUCCCUUUGGGAUUCUCUUCUGGCACCACAGCUGCUCUCACAUCUUCCCUCCACGAAGGACCUGCCUCCGUGUCCCCUUCUCCUGCAGGGGAUUCCAGGGAAUACUGAGGAGGGCAGCAUGGACAGGCUCUGAGGCUCCACAGAGCCGUGGCUGGACACCCACUGGGACAGUCCCUGGAGCUGUGGUGGCUUUGUCCCCCAGCCCCAGCAUGGUUCCUCUGGGGUGAUCCAUGAAUGUAACCCGGCCGGGCUGAGCGAGGGCUGCUGCCGAGAUCUGGACUUCAGUAAAAGCAAAACCCCUUAGAAAUUGACCAAACCCCGUUUUUUUCUGUCUUUUCCCUGUUAAGGUACAGAAACCUCCUCGUGUGUAUCCUGUAUCCAAUAGAAACACUCCCAACCCC
Molecule: messenger RNA, 3416 nt
Organism: Vidua chalybeata
Lineage: Eukaryota; Metazoa; Chordata; Aves; Passeriformes; Viduidae
Gene: TXLNA
Product: taxilin alpha
Exons: 11
Coding region: 172-1752 (526 amino acids)
Molecular function (GO): syntaxin binding
Source: RefSeq, a predicted model, not a curated record